GACUGAAAGGGACACAGCUACCUCCACUGGGCAUGCGCACUUCAAUACCGCAUAAUUUUUGUCACGCUCAAAACAGUUGAUUAAUAUUUUUUUUAUUAUUUUAAGGUUAGGUUUAGUGUUAGAGUAGGUGUAGGCAUUAGUUUAGGUCAUUUUUUGUAAUCACAUGGCGAGAUGUUGCGCUACUUCCGGCCGUAACUGUAUCCAUUCUAGCAACAACCGGUGUGUAGUGAUAGCCUAAUGUAGAUAUGACAGUAUUAACUUACAUAUAUAAAUAAUCCAUAGUGUUUCCGAAUUUAUACAGUCAUUGAGGAAAUUCGUAUAGCACAUAUUUAUGUAUUAUUUAUAUAAUAAAUACUUUUUGUGUGUAUAGUGUAAAUACUGUAUAAUCUUACACAUGACGAAUGUAAUUAUUUUCAAAAUUUCAUUUUUUUAAUGCAACUAUUACACAGCGACAGAAUGAACUAAAAUAAAUGAUAUCAGUUCACUAUGAAUACCAGCAGGUGGCGAUAGAGAUGUUAAAUGUGGGUUUGUAUUCUUCAUGAGAUUUUCAAAAAUGGCGGCGGUCAUGGCAAGUGGCGAGAUAAAUAUAUUUCUGCGCGUUAAAAAUGCGUCCCACGCUAUAUUAUGCGAUGAAUUCUAUACUUUCAAAGGAGGUGAAAUGCAGUGUGUUUCCUAAUGUUUGUCUCAACAGCGUAUACAAGUUUUCAUCAAUACUUUGAUCGAAGUGGAAUAAGUUUUGGCCUUCAGCAUUCAUGGUUGUAAGCUUGUCAGCAUUGAGUCAAGUCAUUUACGGAUUUAACUACUUAGAAAAGUUGGUCAGGUGGGUUGAGUGAAGUAGCACAGCACAGGUGGAAUAGGCUGAAGCAGACAUGGAGCAACAGGGUGCUGGUAGCAGUAAAUCUGGAGAAAAUGUCCUCUCAAGCAUCGCUCUCAAUGAUAACAAGGCUGGUAUGGAAGGACUGGACAGAGACAAAAUUAACAAGAUCAUUCUGGAGGCUUCCAAGGGAUCAAGGUUUUAUGAGAACGAACUUAAGAAAGAUCGACAGGUGAAUCAGCGUAUUGAAAAGAUGAUGGAGCAAAAAGCCAAAAUCACUAAAGAGCAGAUGAAGCAAGCGCAAGUUGAGGUAGACAAGCUUACGUCUGAACUGGAGAGGAGGCGAGAACUGGGCCGUGUGAUAGUUCAUGUAGACAUGGAUGCGUUCUACGCGGCUGUAGAAAUGAUGGACUGCCCAGAGCUGAAGGACAAACCGAUGGCGGUGGGAUCCAUGAGCAUGCUGUCUACCUCCAACUACCAUGCUCGGAGAUUUGGUGUUCGUGCUGCCAUGCCAGGUUUCAUCGCUAAGAAACUCUGCCCAAACCUUGUCAUUGUGCCCACCAACUUCGACAAAUAUAGGGCAGUGAGUGCUCAGGUACGGGAGAUUUUUUCAGACUAUGAUCCGCAUUUUAUGCCUGCGAGUCUGGAUGAAGCUUAUUUGGACAUCACUGAGCAUCUGGAACAGAGGAAGCACUGGUCCGAGUCCAUGAGAACACAUUACAUGUGUGAUGCCAAGAAAGAGAGUCAUCCAGACAUGCCUGCGGUUCUGUCAGAGAAAGAUGGACUUUCCCCAUUGCUGUUUGAGGACAGUCCAAGCUCUUCCACUUCUCUGUCAGGGGCUGAUGGAAAAGCAGUGGUCUUUGGGACGAGUGCAGAGGAAGCUGUGAGGGAAAUGCGCUUUCGCAUUGAGCAGAAAACAUCUCUAACAGCCAGUGCUGGCAUUGCUCCAAACAUGAUGCUCGCGAAAGUAUGCAGUGAUAAGAAAAAACCAAAUGGCCAGUACAGGAUUCCUUCUGAGAGAAAGGUUGUGAUGGAUUUUAUGAAGGAUCUUCCUGUUAGAAAGGUAUCUGGUGUUGGUAAGGUAACUGAGAAAAUGCUGACUGCGUUGGGUAUUGUCAGCUGUUCCCAACUUGGCCAGGAGAUAGCGCUACUAUCCUUGCUUUUUUCGGAAACUUCUUGGCAUCACUUUCUUCACAUAGCUCUGGGUUUAGGCUCUACAUAUAUCGAGAGGGACUCCGAAAGAAAAAGUAUGAGCACUGAAAGGACGUUUGCGGAGAUGAGUGACGCUGAGGAGCAGUAUUCUCUUUGCAGGGAACUCUGUCGUGAUCUAGCCCAGGACUUACAGAAGGAGGGUCUUAAGGGGAAAACUGUUACUUUGAAGUUAAAGAACGUCCAAUUUGAAGUGAAGACCAGAGCAUUCACAUUGCAGUACACUGUCUGUACUGAGGAAGAGAUCUUUGUUGCUGCUAAAGACCUCCUCAAAGUUGAGAUUGACAGUGUCAGCCCGCAGCCACUGAGGCUGAGACUCAUGGGUGUUCGUGUGUCCAGUUUUAUUAAUGCUGAAGAGAAAAAGCCUCUUCAGAGGAGUAUAAUGGGUUUCCUGCAGAAAGGUGGACCUGAUCCAAGCAGCUCCAUGCAGUGUCCUGGAUCUGCUCUCAAAGCAGAAGCAAGCAGUGAUGCCAAAUCUAGUGGAAGUCAUCUUAAGACCACCGAGAUCAGUGAACCUUCUGUCCCUGAGCAAACACUUAAAUCCAGAGGACAUCAACAGCAAUCAUUUUUUCAAAAAGCGCAAUCAAAAAGAAUUCAGCAGCAGGCUCAAACGUGUGUAAAUGAGGUCACGUCUGGUUCAGCCACGACAAACAAAACUGCUGAAACGGCUGCUGCUACACAGACGGAUCUAGCAGUAUCAAACACAACAUCAGCUGCUUUAUCAAAUAUAACGACAUCAUUGGAUAACACCUCAACACAGUGUUUCACCUGCCCUGUGUGCAACAGGGAGAUAAAAGCUGCCAACCUCGUGGCCUUCAACCAGCACAUUGACGAAUGCCUCGAGGGCAGUGCUAUAAAGGAUAAUAAAGUAACAAACAUGGAUGCAUAUCCAGAUGAAUCCAGUCAAGAGAAACACAAAGAGCUCUAUAGCAAACUCCCUCUGUCAAGUUCGGAAAGCAGGAUUUUGUCAAGCAAGGAACCGUUCUGUAAUAUAGAGAAGCCAUCCAUUAGUAUCUCUGUGCCAGCGGUGGACGAUGACGAAAGCUGUAAUUUCAGCACAUCGUUUUUCAGCCGAAGGACAAAUGUAAAUAAACAGUCUUUUAUUUCUCACAAGGAAACUCGUUCUUGUGAAUCUAGUUCUGAAGCUUCCCACGUAACACAUAUUCCUGAGGCCUUCACCGUGUUGUCAGGUGACACUAAGGGCCCGUCUUUGACGUGUCCUGUGUGCAGUCAGCUGCAGAGCACUGAUGACCUCACUCUCUUCAACCGACAUGUGGAUAUGUGCCUUAACCAGGAAGUGUUGCUGGAAUUUAGAGGAUCUCAUUCACAUUUGGAUCACUCUGAUGCACCAGCACACAAGACAGACAAACCACAAGACCAAGGAGGAGUUUCUAAAGAGAGAAAAAAAAGCAAAAGGCAAGGAUCGCAUGCUCUUCCUCCGGCUAAGAAGACUAAAGUGUUCAACACAAAACACACCAUUGACAAGUUUUUCAAAAGCAACAACUGACAGACUGUUUAAUCCCUAAACUGAGCCGAACAGUGUGUUUUAUUAAAGACAUCAUACGUGAAUUUAGAAAGAAGAGACAUGAUAAGCCCUGAUGAUUUUCCUGCUCUACCUCAGGCACAAUGUUGACAGCAUGUCAACAGAAAACCUAUAUUUCAUAAGAUGACACCUCUUAAGAAUGUCUUGCAUGGGUGUUUUUUGAGUACACUUUUUGCAUGUAUUUAAAUAAUGUAUAAACUUAAUAUCUUCUCUUCAUAAUUGCGUAGAUUAGAACAUUCAUGUUUAUGCUUGAUAAUUUAUAAUACUGAAUUAUUUAUAUUAGUAAAAAGUGAUACAUGUA
Triplophysa dalaica is the source of this 3867-nucleotide messenger RNA. It is a transcript of the gene polk, whose product is annotated as polymerase (DNA directed) kappa. Gene Ontology annotation, cellular component: nucleus. Gene Ontology annotation, biological process: error-prone translesion synthesis. Bases 870 to 3530 code for a protein of 886 amino acids. The transcript has 14 exons. Gene Ontology annotation, molecular function: damaged DNA binding; DNA-directed DNA polymerase activity. The record is from RefSeq and is a predicted model, not a curated record. NCBI's taxonomy places the organism in Eukaryota, Metazoa, Chordata, Actinopteri, Cypriniformes, Nemacheilidae.